Messenger RNA from Lolium rigidum, 1295 nucleotides. RefSeq names its product cytokinin dehydrogenase 4-like. The record is from RefSeq and is a predicted model, not a curated record. NCBI's taxonomy places the organism in Eukaryota, Viridiplantae, Streptophyta, Magnoliopsida, Poales, Poaceae. Gene Ontology annotation, molecular function: cytokinin dehydrogenase activity; FAD binding. Gene Ontology annotation, biological process: cytokinin metabolic process. The transcript has 4 exons. Bases 30 to 1295 code for a protein of 421 amino acids.
AAUUGAGCUAUAAAGUUAGCUAGGGAGCCAUGGUGAAGGCGUCGAUGGUGUGCUAUCUCAAGCUGCUGCUCCUCCUCGCUCUCGGCGGGGUCACCAUGCACGUGCCGGACGCCGACGUGCUCGCGCCGCUGGGGCCGGGGGCGCUGCGCCUCCAUGGCCACCUCAGCUUCCACGACGUGGCCGCCGUGGCCCGGGACUUCGGCAACCGCUGCAGCCUGCUGCCGGCCGCCGUGCUCCACCCCGGCUCUGUGUCCGACAUCGCCGCGGCCGUGCAGCGCGUGUUCCAGCUCGGCGAGCGCUCGCCGCUAACCGUGGCUGCACGCGGCCACGGCCACUCGCUCCUCGGCCAGUCCCAGACCGCCGGUGGGAUCGUCGUCAAGAUGGAGUCCCUCGGCGGCGACGCUAGGAUGCAGGUGCACAACGGCGAUGGUGCCGCCACACCUUACGUGGACGCCCCCGGAGGAGAGCUCUGGAUCAACGUGCUGCAUGAGACUCUCAAGCACGGGCUGGCGCCCAGGUCGUGGACCGACUACCUCCACCUCACUGUCGGCGGCACGCUGUCGAAUGCUGGGGUCAGCGGCCAGGCGUUCCGGCAUGGGCCGCAGAUCAGCAAUGUCAACCAGCUGGAGAUUGUGACAGGAAGAGGAGAUGUCGUCACCUGCUCGCCCGAGGAGAACUCUGACCUCUUCUACGGCGCUCUCGGCGGCCUGGGCCAGUUCGGCAUCAUCACCAGAGCCAGGAUUGCUCUCCAGCCUGCACCAAAGAUGGUGAGGUGGAUACGGGUGCUCUACUCGGACUUCGCGAGCUUCACCGAGGACCAGGAGGCGCUCAUCUCAGCGGAGAAGACCUUCGACUACAUCGAAGGGUUCGUGACCAUCAACAGGACGGGCAUCCUCAACAACUGGAGGACAUCCUUCAAGCCGCAGGACCCAGUCCAGGCGAGCCACUUCCAGUCGGACGGAAGAGUGCUAUACUGCCUAGAGAUGACCAAGAACUUCAACGAUGAUGAGGCCGACAUCAUGGAACAGGAAGUUGGUGUGCUGCUGUCCCGGUUAAGAUACAUACAGUCGACUCUUUUCCACACCGAUGUCACCUACCUGGAUUUCCUGGACAGGGUGCACUCCUCCGAGCUGAAGCUCAGGGCUCAGGGCCUCUGGGAAGUUCCACACCCAUGGCUGAACCUUCUAAUCCCAAGAAGCACAAUCCACAAGUUUGCGAGCGAAGUCUUCGGCAAGAUCCUGAAAGACAGCAACAAUGGCCCCAUACUUCUUUACCCAGUGAACAGAUCAAAGUAA